CCGUCUUGACGUCGGUCACUUGUUGAGCGGAGCGCACACACACAGGAAACCACGCAGCAAUAAUCUCAUUUUACAAACGAUACGUGUAUCUGUAGUGAGGGAGUGUUUCAUGUCAGUUUACAGCAGAAAUAUUUACAUUAAAUCAAACUGUUUCAUUUUUAUUUGAGUCUUUAAUUUUCUAAAGAAACGCCCAAACAGGCUGAACUACUGAUCUGGACUGAACCCUGCAGGACGCUCCGAACAAGUGAUUGUCAUCAUGUCUGGUGAAGAAGCUCCAACUCAGCAGGAACAACCUGAGCAGCAGCAGCAGCAGCAGCAACAGGAGCAGCAGGAGCAGAAACCCGACGACCCUCCGCCGCAGGAGCCCGGGAGCAGCCCUGCAGCAGCAGGGGAGAAGCCCCUCUCUUACCGGGCUCUGGUGCUGACCGGGUUCGGGGGUUAUGAUAAAGUCAAGCUGCAGGUGAAGACGCAGAAGCAGCCGCAGCUGGCGGCAGGAGAGGUCCUGGUGCGCGUCAAGGCGUGCGGGCUCAACUUCGCCGAGCUGAUGGGCAAACAGGGGCUGUACGAGCCGCUGCCCGCCCCGCCCGUCACGAUGGGAAUGGAGGGAUCCGGGGUCAUCGAGGCAGUCGGGGAGGAUGUGAAGGACAGGAAGGUGGGGGAUCGAGUCAUCGUAUUAACCCGCAGCGGCAUGUGGCAGGAAGUGGUUGUUGUGUCCGCCAACCAUACCUUCCCCAUGCCGGAGCAGAUGAGCUUUGAGGAAGGUGCUGCUCUCCCCGUUAACUACAUAACUGCCCACAUGAUGCUGUUUGAGAUGGCCAACCUGAGGCCGGGCAAGAAUGUGCUUGUCCACAUGGCAGCAGGUGGUGUUGGUAUCGCUGUCACCCAGCUGUGUCAGACUGUGCCAGAUGUGACCGUCUUUGGCACGGCGUCAGCCUCCAAACAUGAGACCAUCGCCCAGGGCGGCGUCACCCACCCCAUCGACUACCGCACCAAGGACUACGUGGAGGAAAUCCGCAAAGUCAGCCCGAAAGGAGUGGACAUCGUCCUUGACUCACUCGGAGGUUCAGACACACAGAAAGGCUUUAGUUUGUUGAAACCUUUGGGCACUCUUGUAGUCUUUGGCGUGGCCAAUUCUGUGACGGGCCAGAAGAAGAACCUGUUGGCCGUGGCGAAGACCUGGUACAACCAGCUCUCCCUCACCACGCUGAAACUGAUGCAGUCCAACAAGGCCGUCUGCGGCUUCCACCUGGGCUACAUCAGCGACGAGCAGCUCAUCAGCAGGACGAUGUUCGAGCUGCUGGAGCUCUACGGGCAGGGAAAGAUCAAGCCUCGCAUCGACUCGUGCUUUCACUUUGAGGAGGUGACUGAUGCCAUGAAGCGCAUGCACGAACGCCAAAACAUUGGGAAAGUCAUCCUUCUUCCUGAAGUGAAGAAAGAGGAAGAGAAGCCAAAGUCCAACCCUGAGCCGGUAGAAAAUGUGGAAAAAACUGAAGCUGCCGUCAGCGAGCAGAAGGAAGAAACCACAGAUGAAGUAAAAGCCGAGGAUUGAGUAAGAUGUUUAUUUGAAUGAUAUUUUCAAGCACUUCCUGAAUGAGUUCCCUAUUGUUCACUUGUCAAAAAAAAAAUGAAGAAGAAGAAAAGCAAGAUGACAUGAAAUGUUUGACUUUGUCAGUAUUUUCAAAUGUUUAUGGAGAUUUUGUUGUGCAAUAUGUCUAUAGUGUAGUGUCUGUGUUGGGAAUACUUGUGUUUUUAAAUAAAAAUUGAGUGUAUUCUGUGACAUUACGUGAGGAAUAAUGUAAUCUGAUUACAGAUGGAUGUUAAAUUUUAGGUCCCCAUGACAACAGCUCAGCAACAGCAACAAACCAGGGCCGGGAUCUAUGAAACUUGGUCGAAAAAAAUAGUCCUAUACAAGGACUCAUGAGUAAAAAAAAAUAUGAAUAAAAAGCCAGACUCUGAAGCUUUGAUUUUUCAUUUUAAAAAAAAAUCUUAAAUGAGUAUAAAGAAGAAUACUAAAGAAGUAUAAAGCAACAGCUCAAAGUGAGAACUAUGAAAGUAUUUAGUCGAUGACAUGCUUAAUUGUGCUGCAAAGGUCGACUAAAAAUGAGGCAUUUCCAUAAAAUGAUUACUGGCAAGCAGAGGCGGAGCAGGGUGCUGCUGCUGGAGCUCCAGCCCUGAAUGUUUUCUCAAAAGCCCCAAAUCUUUAAGGUUUUCAAAAAUACCAAAUUCUUCCCUGACCUAUGUUAUGUAAAAAAAAAACGUGUUAAAAACAGCAACAACAGACAAUUUUUGCCUCUUUUUAGGCAGCAGCAGAGAAAAUUAGUCCUCCUCAAGAUUUGUUUUGUUCUGGUUUCAGAAUGAUGAAAACAGUUGGAGAACAAUUAGAUUCAAAGCAAGGAAAAUAUAAAAGACAACCUGGUCUCACUCCAAAGUCGUCGUAAUCUGGCACUUGGGCAGUGACUUGUGGCAUCAGACGCUGACGAAAGAAGCUGUCCUUUAACGUCGGCAUGAUACGCUGCCGGUUGCCGUUAUAGUUUAAUGGCUCUUGGAGAACAUCGACUUUCAUCCAGGAGAGCGGUGUUCGCGUCCCGUAAGAUCCUAAUCCCAACCACGUGCUUUUGUUGCCUAAACCCAACCACGUAUGCUAGUUGUUGGAGGGAAAAAAAACCAUCAAUUUGCGUUGUUGUACUGAUGUAGUGCGUUUAUUUCGAAAGAGACUAUAUGUAAACGUUAAAUUUCCUGUGAAAAUGGAAGUGUAUUUUGAAAGAAGACAAUGCAUGUAACAGGCAGAACUUGACACGGCAUCCCAGAACAUCAAAAACCAACACACCCAGGGUACCUUUCACGUCGUAUCUGGAGAUAUGACCAAACAUCAAUAUGUGACGAGGUCGGAGUGAGAAUGUGUUGUAAAAGAAGCAACAGUCACAGCGACAGUGUCAGUGUUCGAGGAGCCAGACUGUGGUGUCAGUUGUAUUGGCGUCAAUGGGACAGGCACUGCAAAUCACACUUUAAAAGGAUAGUGCACCCAAAAAUGAAAAUUCAGCCAUUAUCU
Messenger RNA from Epinephelus fuscoguttatus (brown-marbled grouper), 3049 nucleotides. RefSeq names its product synaptic vesicle membrane protein VAT-1 homolog. The record is from RefSeq and is a predicted model, not a curated record. The transcript is spliced from 6 exons. Lineage: Eukaryota; Metazoa; Chordata; Actinopteri; Perciformes; Serranidae. Bases 257 to 1549 code for a protein of 430 amino acids. Gene Ontology annotation, molecular function: oxidoreductase activity.